Somion occarium is the source of this 830-nucleotide messenger RNA. NCBI's taxonomy places the organism in Eukaryota, Fungi, Basidiomycota, Agaricomycetes, Polyporales, Cerrenaceae. The record is from the annotation of a GenBank genome assembly.
GGCGUUCAAACCUUCAAAGCUUCACCCUUGGGUCCCUUUCACCACGCCGCGUCGCCGAUCUGAUCGAAGAAACGUUAAACGCCGGUACUUCCAUAACUGUCGCGGCCGCUCAACCAAAAUACUAAACUACACUGAACCACGGACGCUUUGUAGAGCUGUCGUCCACUACAGCCAAGGUCAACCUAUACCAUGACGAUUUACAGUCUCUACAUCUAUGACAGGCAUUGUACUUGUGUCUAUUAUCAGGAUUGGCAUCGUACCAAGCUGCCGAAACCAGCCGCGGAAGGUGGUAUCCUCCCCGCGGUCUCCCAUCAAGUAUAUCCGCAACCACAGCAAGACACCAUUUCCACCAGUGACCCUAUAUCCACUUAUAGUAGCCCGAGGAAUACCCUCUCGUCGUCCUCAGGCGUAGUGGUUGCUGUAAAUGAGGAGCAAAGAACCACCACCCCUCAGCCACCACAGGCUCAGUCCGGUCUUUCCUUCGAUGAAGAGGCCAAACUAGUCUACGGUGUCGUCUUGUCGCUAAGGAAUAUGAUCAAGAAGCUCUCUGGAAAGGAUGAACAAUUCGUCAACUACAAGACCUCGACAUAUAAGCUCCAUCUCUACGAGACUCUUUCUGGGUACAAGUUCGUUAUGCUCAGCGAUCCAAACGCGGACUCCUUGCGCUUUGUUCUACGUCAGAUCUAUUCUGGUCCCUUCUUAGAAUACGUCGUCCGUAAUCCUCUUGUGAAGAUGGAUUCCAAAGAGCGAGGGAUAGACAAUGAAUAUUUUCGUACGAGUACAGACAGGAUGAUCAGAGGACUCUCAGUUUUUCAAUAGAUUCAUUACUC